Molecule: messenger RNA, 1944 nt
Organism: Fusarium sp. VM40
Lineage: Eukaryota; Fungi; Ascomycota; Sordariomycetes; Hypocreales; Nectriaceae
Source: the annotation of a GenBank genome assembly
AUGUUCAGACCGGACAAAGAGGGCAAGCAUGGGCUGAGCCCACAAUCAGACGACCCAAACUCCAAGCGAGGCAAGGCUCUAUAUCUUGUUGAGUCGCCCGGAGGAACUUUGAGAGAGUCAGAUCCUUCUGCAAUUCAUCAACACAGUCUCGCUGCCAUGAACGACUCAAGCUCUAAGCCGUCAGGGGCUAAAGUCCCUCAGCUCAAUGAUCCAGGCCCAGAGAUAUAUGGAACUGAUGCCAGAGUACAUUCUCUGUCUACCUCGGAACCACCAAUUGCUGCCUUUGGACCACCUCUGGCUGCCCGUGGACCGUCUAAUACUGCCUUUGGGCCACCUGUUGCUGCUCGUGGACCACCCAUUUCCGCCUUUAGACCUCCUAUUGCUACCCGUGGACAUUUUUCUGCUGCUCCUGAUCCUUCUUUUGCUGGAAGUUCGAGUCGUCCUGCUUUUCCUGGCCCCCAGAACAGUCAAAGCGGGAAUCAACAGCAAGCCAGUGAAGAACAGUACCCUCCAAAAUUCGCUUGUCGCACAAAUAUCAAUCAAGAUCUCUCGCAGGAGCACCUCAGUACUCUCUCCGUCGCAGAGAAAGUUCGAAAAGGUAUUGCCAUGGGUUUGGCCAACACCUUGCCAUAUGAAAACGCCCCCCCAGGCACUAAACUACCCAUGAAUUGCAUGACAGUGGGAGACAUGAUGAAACGAAUGGACACGGCGUAUCACAUGUCCCCUGCACUCUCUUCUUUUCACUCUGAGGGAGAUCCCAACGGAGCGGACAUGAUCAACAAGGAACUGCCCUUCGAUGGGUAUGCGCCACUUGCGCGGUUCGCUGCUCACCAAAACCGAAUGCAGCAUAUGCAAUCCAGAAUACCUCACCUGGCUGUUACUAGCGCGAGGCUUCGAGUAGUUACUGAAACUGGCAACAUGCAUCGCUGGUCCCCCAUUGAGCUGUCCGAGUAUUCUCCGGAGCUCGUGAUGCGUAUUGAGCCCUUGUAUGACCAUGCUUCGAUCCAAGCUUCGCUUCAAGCCAACGGCACCUUGGGACCACCAAGUCUCACAUCCUGGCUUGGAUGGGCCCGCCGUCGCUUUGGUUACAAGAAACUUGAGCUUGAGUCUCUCAUUUUCGUACACGACAAGGAGAAAGACAUGUCGAUGAAACAAAGUCUAUCAGUCGCCCCAAAGAAGUUACAACCUUCCACUAACAAGGAUACUUUCGAAGGGUCGUCCACUAAUGAGGAUACCUCUGGAGGAUCAUCCACUAAUGAUGAAAUCGACGUUCUUGAGCUUGACGACCUGAAAGGUAGCAUCACUGUAUAUGAGUUAACUGUGUUGGCCCAUGGGACUACCCAACAAGCACACAGCUGGACAUGGUUCGAGAUUGUCAAGCCACUACUUGACCUUGAGGGCCCCGCGCCAGAGGGUUUAAGCACCAUACCCAACGCUGUCCUCACGUUUGUCAUGCCGACGGCCUCUAUUGAGAAAGUCACAGAGGACAAGCCUGUGAAGCUCGAAGACUUGGUACGACUCAAGGUGGAUGCUUAUAAUGAGAACGCUGGUCGCCAACUCAAACUUGGCUGGAGGUUUACCAGAAACGGCAUCCCGACCUUUGUAACCACACCCAAGCCACCGAUUAUGCAAGAGCAAGGUUUCCCCCCAGAUUUCUUCUAUAUCGAUGCUGCCCCUCGUUAUUCUGACGACAGACAAUGGUGGCGUACUGUCCGCGACCAAGCUAUCAACGACCGAGGCCAAUGGCAACAUGUCCAAGCUCUCAUGUCGUCCAAUGUCUGCCUUGCCGACAUCUGUUCGAAGAAAGGUGCCAAAUGGGUCAAGGUCAAGCCCGAAGCGCAGAGAAGCAUUUUUGAAAGAAACUUGAUGCCUGAUUCGGGUUCCGGGUCACGUCGAGCCAAGACAACCCAUGGAGCAUCUAGACUGCGCAACCAAGUUCAGUAA